AUGAAGGAAGCCUAUGUUGCAAAAGGCACCGUGGUCACCAUCAUUGACUCGACCAUCCCGCAGCCCAAGGCGGACGAGGUCCUGAUCAAGGUCGUCUAUGCCGGCUCCAACCCCAAGGACUGGAAGGUGCCCGAGUGGCUCGACACCAAUAUCAACCAGGGAGACGAUGUCGCGGGCUACGUCCACGAGGUCGGCAGCAAUGUGACCGAGUUCAAAAAGGGCGACCGGGUCAUGGGUUUCCAUGUCAUGCUCAGCCCUCACGGUGCCUGGGCCGAGUACAGCAUCGUGCCCGCUCACACCACGGCCAAGAUUCCCGACAACAUCUCCUUUGAGCAGGCUGCCGCCAUCCCACUGGCCGCUCUGACCGCAGUGGUCGGUCUAUACUCGCCCACCCGCCUAGCACUGCCAGAACCGAGUAACCCAGCCAAGGAAGACAUUCCUCUCGUCAUUUACGGCGCCGCCUCGGCCGUUGGCUACUACACGCUGCAGCUGGCGAUCAAGAGCAACAUCCACCCCCUGAUCUGCGUGGCCGGCAAGUCCCAAGACCACGUGCGCGGCCUGCUCGACCCCAGCAAGGGCGACGCCAUUGUCGACUACCGCGACGGCGAUGCGGCCGUGGUGGAUGGCAUCCGCCGCGCCCUGGGCGGGCGCAAGCUCCUGCACGCCUACGACGCCGUCUCGGAAAAGGGCAGCUACCAGAACCUGAGCCAGGUCCUCGAGCCCGGGUCCACCAUUACCCUCGUCCUGCCGGGCAAGCAGUACGAUGACAUCCCCAAACACAUCAAACAGACCGUCACCUCGGUUGGUUCCGUGCACGACGCCGAAAAGGACCUUGGCUACCGGUACUUCCGCUACAUUAGCGAGGGGCUCAAGGAGGGCUGGUUCAAGCCACAGCCUACCAGAGUCGUUCCUGGCGGUUUGGGAGGUGUGCAGCAGGCGCUCGAGGACCUCAAGGCUGGCAGAGUCAAUGCCCAGAAGCUUGUUUUUGAGAUUGCGGCAACUGAGGGUCUCGAGUCAUCAAAGAUUUAA
Molecule: messenger RNA, 1029 nt
Organism: Pestalotiopsis fici W106-1
Lineage: Eukaryota; Fungi; Ascomycota; Sordariomycetes; Amphisphaeriales; Sporocadaceae
Exons: 3
Coding region: 1-1029 (342 amino acids)
Molecular function (GO): oxidoreductase activity, acting on NAD(P)H
Source: RefSeq, a predicted model, not a curated record